Morus notabilis is the source of this 841-nucleotide messenger RNA. Its product is annotated as alpha carbonic anhydrase 4. The transcript has 7 exons. Lineage: Eukaryota; Viridiplantae; Streptophyta; Magnoliopsida; Rosales; Moraceae. The record is from RefSeq and is a predicted model, not a curated record. Gene Ontology annotation, molecular function: carbonate dehydratase activity; zinc ion binding. The coding region runs from base 17 to 754 and encodes 245 amino acids.
CAAAAGUAGUUCCAUAAUGUCUGUCUCUCUCUUGCUGCUUUCUCUCAUUCUCUUGUCCUUUUAUUCCCAUUUCUCCAUUUGCAGAGCUCUUGAAGUUGAUGAUGAAAGUCCAUUUACUUAUGUGGAGGGAAGUGGUAAAGGACCAAAAGAAUGGGGUGAAGUUGAUCCACAUUGGCAACUUUGUGACAAGGGAAAACUUCAGUCUCCUAUUGACCUUCUUGACCAAAGAGUGCAAGUUUUCCCCAGUCUUGGGAAAUUGAAAAGGGAUUACAAACCAGCUCCUGCUACUAUCAAGAACAGGGGACAUGAUAUUACGGUGAAGUGGAAAGGAGAUGCAGGAAAAAUCAACAUUAAUGGGACUGAUUAUGCUCUUCUACAAUGUCAUUGGCAUUCACCCUCUGAGCACACUUUCAAUGGAACAAGGUUUGAAUUGGAGCUUCACGUUAUUCACAAGAGCUCUAGUGGAGAGAUAGCUGUUAUUGCGAUUGUCUAUGAAUACGGCCAUCCUGACCCAUUUCUUACAAGGCUGUUUGAGCACAUAAAAUCCAUUAGCCAUGAAGAGAGAGAAUUGGGGAUAGUCAAUCCAGGAGAUAUUAAGUUUGGAAGCAGAAAGUACUACAGAUACAUUGGUUCACUUACAGUUCCUCCAUGCACAGAAGGUGUCAUUUGGACAAUUGUCAAAAAGGUGCAUUUUAGUCAUAUACUAGUCUUGUACAGGUCCGUACAGCUUCAAGAGAGCAAGUCCAUGCAUUAAGGCAAGCUGUCCAUGAUGGAUUUGAGACAAAUGCGAGGCCAACACAACAAUUGGAUGGAAGAGCAGUAUGGUUGUACACUCCGAGAG